UCCUCGGUGAAUCUGUUGGUUCUAAAAGGAUUAUUAAUUAUGUAUAAUUCGUGAAUAUUUAGCAUGAUAGCGCGCGUUGAUUUUAUAAAUCGUGCAAGUGGAGUUCUCUUCCCAAGCAUUGAAAUCACCGAGGCGAAUUCGAGCAUUCGCUUCUCCGUAAACAGAAAACGAUACAAUUUCAAAACGAAAGACCAGUUAGGAAAUUUUCGUACACUCCGCGAUUGAUGGAGGCAUUUUUUCACAGCUGGUCUCUUUAAUAAUUAAUGUGUUAAUAGAAAAGGAAACUGGUGUACCUUGCUCUUGCGUCAUGCGCUUAAUAACACCUAAUUACUGAAAAUGGAUUUAUGAAGUUACAAAGAUUAUACGUAACAAUUAUUCAAAUUAGUUACGAGGAAAUAAAGAUCACGUAUCAAGUGGAAUUGGAAUGAAAACAUUUAUUUCGUCAAAUAAAUGCACUAUCCGUGUAUAUUUAGAUGUUGAUGAACAUGCAAUUCAUACUUGUUAUUGAUGCUUCAUUUCAAUAUUCUAAUGACAAACGACAACAAAACCUUGCAGUUAUAGAUGAACAUCGAGCCACUGAAUAUCGGCGUUACUUUGUACCUGAGUCGAGGAAGCCACACGUAUUAACGAGAUGCAUAAACACGGUUAUUCCGAAGAAUCGCUCGCUAAUGUCACCUCCGCAAUAAUAGUCCUGGAAAUGGAGGAACAGUGAACCAUGUGGUAAGAGAAUAUGUUAACUGUACCAUGAAUCACUGCUCGACCAUUUCCGGUUCACAACACGUUCCUGGAUACUCAUGAACUUUGCCUCUGACGCCAAUUCCGAAGAAGGAAGUAUCUGCUUUAUGCAGUUUGCGAGGAAAUGGUUCAAUUGGAAGGCUUUUAUUUCAAUGAUGCGUCCCUGACAAAAGACACACGUUUAUACAUACAUAUAAAACACCAAAUUAACGUUGUUAACGCACUUAGGAUUAUCCUGAAACCGGAUUUAGGAUUCCAACGUGCUAAACACACAAUUUAUGAGUAUAAACGCGUUUAUGUGCGUCCUUUGAUGGUGACACUGAAAAAUCGUGAUCGGUCUCAGGUCGAAGGAGAAAGAACGGAAAGUUUUCAUAUGUAAAUUGCUCUUCUAUCCUUGAAUCGUAAACGAAGGGCAACAAGAAUCGUUGUCCUAUGCCAGAGCGUGUAGCAGAUUUUUCUCAAGAAAGCAUGGAUUUCUAAUGGAACGAGAUUAUUCACGUACCGAGAAAAUCAAAUAAACCAGGAAAAAAGUUAAGUGAGGAAAGGAAAAAAGAAAGAGCACGCGAUUGUGUAACGACUGUAUCGAACGGAAUGUAACACUUUCAAAAUCGCUAUCUUUACCUGAUUACAUCAACUCAUUGAAUAACACCGUCUUUCGGAAGAAAUUAGGUUCUUCCUGCCUGGACUGGAAUCUUUCACCGUGAAAUGUAUUAAUUCGCAACUUGAACAUGAAACCUGCUUCAUAAUGAAGCGUCUGAAUUUUUUAUAAUCAGUUGAAACGAUAGCAGUGGACAUCAAUUACGUUCAGGAAGCUGUAUAAUUCUCUGCGAUCCACGUUGGCUUCUUUCAACCAUUCUAUUUAGAAGAGUCAAGUGACUCUGAGCCAUCGAUGCUGCCUACAACGGAUCAUGUUUUGCAGAGUGAUUAGAUUGUGAUUAAUAUAAAAAUCGAACGACAUCCAUACACGUAAUUACAAACUAAUUCUACACAUUAUUCGAUUGACGUCAUUUGAAGGAUAUGAGACGACCUUGAUCAGUGCGCAAAGUCGCGCACUAUUUGCGGAUGACGUUGUAUUGUUUAAACAUUGUUGAACGAACGACUAUUGUUCACUUGAUAAAAUUCAAUUCUGAUGGCUGAAUUAUUCAAGUGGACAUUUUUAAGAGAAAUCACGGAGGAAUGGAAGUUUGUACGUUUUUAAUCGUUGAGGAAAUUGUAAAGUUCAAAGGCUCUGCCUAAAAUAUACCGUUUUUCAAUACGUUCGUCUCGAAGAGAAGACGAUGUCCUGGCGUCGUGUUAAUGCAUUAUUCACGACUCCUCAAUCAUUGUCAAAUCGAAUGUCAUUCAUGGGCCUUUUUUGCUUUGUAACGCGUCGUUUCAAUGACGUUUUAUACUACUUUUUACAUCACCUUAACGAAUACCCUUCGAAUUUUCAAUUAAUCUUGUAGCUGCAUGCUUUUGAAAAUUCUGUUCAAAAAUCUUGUUUCCAUUUUAGAUACAAUUGAAAUCAAUUGAGUGUUUUAAAUGAAAAGGACCGCGUUAGAAAAACAAAGUAGACUUUAGUCACUUUGUUAUUAAAAAUAUCUUAGUCUUGACGAUUUCCUCGGCUAUUGACACUGAACAAACCAGCCAGACAUUACAGGAUAUACGUUACUUCAUAGUAUUUACAUUCUGGCGUGCCAAUGUUUGCGAGCAAAGAAAGGAAGGUGUUACGGAAUAGCUAGCAUCAUUUAAAAACCUCGUUCGUUUUUGUCUGAACAUUUUAUUAUGCAUAAUUUUAUGUUACACUUGCUGCACAAGGAAAAAUUUUUUAAGUAAUUAUAUAUAUUUCGCGGGUAAAGUAAAAACGAGAAACAAUUCCAUCUAUUGGAACGCGCACAAAGCUGCUCCGGAUAGCCAGAAAUCAUGAAAGUAGAAGAGGUAUCUGGUUAAACCAUGCGAUAAGGACGGUUAUCAAGGAAUUUUAUCAGCAUAAAAUGUUUUAAAAAUUUUAAUAGUUUCUAUUUUUUUAAGUAUAUUGAUUUGUAGUAUACAUAUGUGUGUAUAUUUGAUCCCAAAAGAUGGCGCUUAUAGAAUUUCUUAAAUUGCUGAACCUUUCUUUUUGAACCCGGUUGUCCAAUGGCAAGUAUAGUACAUUUAAUUGUGAACUACAUUUCAUAUUUUUUUACAGAUGCGGAAGAUUCUUUAACCAAGUUGAACACUCAGCUGAAUAGAUCUAUGGUACUAAUGGAUACAACAGAGAAUGAAGUACGCCAACCAAAAAGUAAUAGAUCCAUAAAAAUUAAUACGAAGAUUAAUCCAGCUAAAUCUCCCAAAGUUUCUUCAGCAUCUAGAAAAAGUAUCUUGAAAAAGACUGAAAGGAAAAGUUCUAUUGAAACGGUACAAAAUGUAGAAAGUAACACAUUAAAUGGUUCUGAUCAUAGUAAAAUGUCAAUGGACACAACAGAAACACCUCCAAGACCACAUAAUAUUGAUGAGCUAGUAAAGGAAGAAGAUUUAAUUGUGGAAAGUACAGAUUCUACAUUUACCUUGGAUGACAUAUCUGACAGUGAGGACAUGUGGAUAAUGGAUAUUCCUCGAACAAUAGAUCCAAAGGAAUUGAAAAAUCAAACAUUGGUAUUUGGAGAGAAAUCAAAAUUCAAAAUUAGAGAAGAGCGAUAUUGUGCAGUGAAUAAUGAUGUUAAACACAGUAUAACUUGUGUAUUUAAUACUGACAAAGUAAAAUCACGAUACAAAACUGUUAAUAUAAAACCAGCAGGUGCAAUUACCAUUAGAAGGAAACUUUCAAGUGUUUCAAAAGUUAAGCCAAUGCAGAUAGAAAACUGUAGUGUACCAUUUCCUAAGAAUUUGAAAACCCGACAUCCAUUGUUUGGUGUCAGUUUUGAAGGUUAAUAUUAGUAAUUCACAAAAGAUUUGGAGUCAAUACAAGCUUAAAUUGUACAAAUUUUACAUGUGAUUGAUUUAAAUAAUUUUAAAGGUACAACAUCUAUGCUCGAUGAGAACGUACCUUAUUGUAUUCAACGUUAGGAAUAUUCGUCAUCAGUUGUUGGUACUCCUGUAAGAUCAGUCACCUACUAUUUCCGAGUGCGCGCUAAAUACAAAAUAGGAGAAAUUGUGAAUACAAAAAUUUGUAAUAUAACCUUUUAUCACUGUAAAAAUUUAUUUUAAAUACUUAACUUUUAUGGUAUUAAAAUACGGAUUCAUCGGAUUAAAUAAAAAA
Messenger RNA from Osmia lignaria (orchard mason bee), 3952 nucleotides. The record is from RefSeq and is a predicted model, not a curated record. NCBI's taxonomy places the organism in Eukaryota, Metazoa, Arthropoda, Insecta, Hymenoptera, Megachilidae.